Messenger RNA from Rubroshorea leprosula, 1562 nucleotides. Lineage: Eukaryota; Viridiplantae; Streptophyta; Magnoliopsida; Malvales; Dipterocarpaceae. The record is from the annotation of a GenBank genome assembly.
GGAGUCUCUCCUCUGCUACCCCUUCAAAACACAACUCAGGCUAUUCCUCAAAUAACGUCCGGAGAAGCAGAGCCGAAGGAGGCAACAAGAAGAAGAAGAAGGCGGCGGCGGCGGCAUUCUCAGGUUGUGUUUCAAUGGGUGCAGGUGGCCGAAUGGUUCCCCCAACCCCAAGGAAGUCAGAAUCUGACCCCCUGAAGCGAGUUCCAUACUCAAAACCACCGUUUACCCUCAGUCAGCUCAAGAAAGCCAUCCCACCUCACUGUUUUGAACGCUCUGUUCUUCGGUCAUUCUCCUUUCUCGUUUAUGACCUAAUCAUAGCCUUUCUCUUGUAUUAUGUUGCUACCAAUUACAUCCACUAUCUUCCUUACCCUUUUUCUUAUGUGGCUUGGCCAGUUUACUGGGCCUUUCAAGGCUGCAUCUUAACUGGUGUCUGGGUCAUUGCACAUGAAUGUGGCCACCAUGCCUUCAGCGACUAUCAGUGGCUUGAUGACACUGUUGGCCUCAUCUUUCACUCUUGUCUCCUUGUUCCUUACUUUUCUUGGAAGUAUAGCCACCGCCGCCAUCAUUCUAACACAGGUUCUCUUGACAGAGAUGAAGUGUUUGUCCCUAAACAGAAAACCAGUAUUCGUUGGUGGGCCAAAUACUUUAACAAUCCACCUGGCCGCCUUCUUACACUUGUUAUUACACUUACCUUCGGCUGGCCUCUCUAUCUAGCAUUCAAUGUGUCAGGCAGACCUUAUGAUCGCUUUGCUUGUCACUUUGACCCUUAUGGCCCUAUCUACAAUGAUCGCGAGAGGCUGCAGAUUUACAUCUCCGAUGCUGGUAUCUUUGCUGUCAGCUAUGUACUUUACCGUCUUGUAUUAGCAAAGGGGCUCGCUUGGGUUGUUUGUGCAUAUGGAGUGCCAUUGUUGGUGGUGAACGCAUUUCUUGUUACGAUAACAUUCUUGCAGCACACUCACCCAUCGUUGCCUCACUAUGAUUCUUCAGAGUGGGACUGGUUCAGGGGAGCUCUAGCAACCGUUGAUAGAGACUAUGGAAUUCUGAACAAAGUCUUCCACAACAUCACGGAUACCCAUGUAGCACAUCAUUUGUUCUCGACAAUGCCUCAUUAUCAUGCAAUGGAGGCCACAAAGGCUAUAAAGCCAAUACUAGGAGAAUACUAUCAGUUUGACGGGACUCCAGUAUACAAGGCAUUAUGGAGGGAAGCAAAGGAGUGUAUCUACGUUGAACCAGAUGAAGAUGGCCAGGACAAAGGUGUCUUCUGGUAUAAGAAUAAGUUAUGAAUUGCACAAUAGGAAGUUUUAAGUUAUGAAUUGUGGGUUGGGAAGUUUCAGAUUUAUUGCUUCAUUUCCUGCCAUGCCGAAUGCUAGGCUUUAAUUUGAACUUUUUAUCUUAGGUGGUUCUGUUCUACUUCUUUCCAUUAAGUUUAUUGACCUUUAAUUACAUAAUGCUAGAAACAAAUACAACAAACAAAGUCGGAGUUCUAGUUUUGUUCUCUUCUCACUGAUCGUGGAUGUAUCUCCUUGUUUGUUGAACUGUUAAAAUAAUACGCUAGCUUUGGC